Messenger RNA from Frankliniella occidentalis (western flower thrips), 1704 nucleotides. RefSeq names its product actin nucleation-promoting factor WASL-like. The record is from RefSeq and is a predicted model, not a curated record. Gene Ontology annotation, biological process: oogenesis; negative regulation of translation. Lineage: Eukaryota; Metazoa; Arthropoda; Insecta; Thysanoptera; Thripidae. Bases 56 to 997 code for a protein of 313 amino acids. The transcript is spliced from 4 exons. Gene Ontology annotation, molecular function: mRNA binding; zinc ion binding. Gene Ontology annotation, cellular component: perinuclear region of cytoplasm.
CAACCGGCGGAGGGCCAUCGUUGUGAACCGAGGCGCCCGCGGCAACCCGGACGGGAUGGCGAUGACGUCGCAGUGGAGGCCGCUGUCGCCGCCCAUGAGGCCGUCGACGCCCCCGAAGCACUUCAUGUCCUCGCCGCCACCCUCGGCAUCCUGGGCGUGCCGGGAGCUGCUGGACUCGCCAGGGGUCGCGUACUCCCCGUCGACGUCCUCCCCUCUGCUGCUCCACGCUGGUCUGCCCGCCCCGCACGGGCCGCAGCAAUGGGGUCAGGAUCCUGGCGCGUCGUCAAGGUACUACCGGACCUCGACGUCGUCCUCCGUGCAAUCCCAGGAGUCCUCGCCGCCCUCGGCGUCCACGGCAGCCCCUCUGUCGCCGUCCUGGCACACCGCCGGACACCUGUGGUCGCCGCCGCACCCGCCGCCCGUCGCCAGUCCGAUGAGGGCCUUCCCCCAGGGCGUGCAUCACGAGGGUCGCGACCUCCCCGCGUUCGGCGAGAGGACUGCAGCAGCGGCCGUGGAGGAGGCCAUGGACAUGGGGGCCUUGGGCACGAGCACCUACCCGUCGCCAUCCGCUGCCGGAUCAGAACCGACCAGCGCAACAAUAGAUAACUUGGUGGCUCUGACGCAGUUAUUGUGCCUGACCGAUGGUCCGAGAAGUGAACCGAGAUUGCUGCCGUCAAAUUAUAAUAAUAAUAGAAACCAUUUUUGGGGUCAGAGGAGACCAUUGAAAAAUCAAAUUGCUUUCUGUGCCUUUUGUAAGGGUAAUGGAGAAUUGCCCUCCCUAUAUAAUGAUCACCGCCUGCAUGCGAAACAGCCAGAUGGCACAAUGCGUGUGGAGUGCCCAGUGCUCCAAAGACUGAAGUGUGAAAUAUGUGGGGCGACAGGGGCAUAUGCUCAUACCAGGUCCCACUGCCCCUACAACAGGCAACCAUCGGUGGCAGUUCUGUUAAAGAAAACACCUCGCCGAUGUGAUGGCUCAUUGCGCUCCUACAGAAAGUAGCCAUUGUUUCAUUUUGAUUUUUGAUGUUUAUAGUUUUUCUUAUCAUGUUUAAAAUUUGGAAGAUGAAUGUCUCUUCCUUAAAUUAAGUUUGUGCCAUCAUAGUUUUAAAAUUACCUUUUUACACUUGUUUAAAGAUCUAUGUUUUAUGUUAACUAAAUAAUUUGAAUGCUUUAAUAAUUCUCGUUAAUGGUCAUUAUUGUGUUGACAGAAAAUAUGACAUUUUUCUUCUGUUUCAAUUUUUGUAUAUUGGCUUAUUGUUUAAUUUCAGCUAUCAUGUUAUUGUUCAGCCUUGCAUAUUGAGGAAAAUUUAUUCGUAGACUAGCCAGAUUCUCCUGACCUAAGAAGCAAUGUGCUAUUGGACAUCAAUUGUAUAUUUUAAUUUUCAAUGAUCAUUCUGCUUGUGCUAGCAGAAAAUAUGACACUUUUUCAACAGUUUCUAUUUUUCCUAUUGCGGUUUGUUCAAUCAAUUUCACCAAUCAUGUUAUGUUUAUCCCCUUGUGUUUUGAGGAAACUGAAUUUGUCGACUUGCCAUAUCUUAUCCUGACCAAAGAAACAAAGUGUUUUCGACAUUCAGUGAGUUAUAUAUAGAUUUAUACAGAUUAUGUUAACUAAUGUAAUUUUGAAUUGAAUGCUUUAGUCGUCACUUAUUGUCAUUCUUAAGCUUAUAUGACAUUUCAGUGAAAUCAUGUUAUGUUAUUCAUUAUCCU